This is a messenger RNA of Ziziphus jujuba (common jujube), 657 nucleotides long. RefSeq lists its product as uncharacterized. The transcript is spliced from 3 exons. The record is from RefSeq and is a predicted model, not a curated record. Gene Ontology annotation, molecular function: dynein light intermediate chain binding; dynein intermediate chain binding. Lineage: Eukaryota; Viridiplantae; Streptophyta; Magnoliopsida; Rosales; Rhamnaceae. Gene Ontology annotation, biological process: microtubule-based process. Gene Ontology annotation, cellular component: dynein complex. The coding region runs from base 157 to 519 and encodes 120 amino acids.
CCCACAUACCGUGAAAAUACUAGAAAGAGAAAGAGAAAGACAGGCUUUUGUUGCUUCUUCUUCUGGGUUUCCCAAGUUUUGAUUUGCUGCUAAGGUAAAAUAGCGCUGUCAGACACUGUUCAGAGUGAGAGCAAAGAAAAGGGCCUUAGGAAAAAAAUGAGUGAAGACGCCAAGAGAAGCGUCGCCGGAGCACUGACGGUCAAAGCCAACUCCGAUGAUAGGAAACCCUUGUCGGCGGCAGCCGCAGCUGUCGGAGGCAAGCGCGUUAUCAUAAAGAGUGCCGAUAUGUUUGGAGACAUGCAGAAGGAGGCUGUUGACAUCGCCAUAGCUGCGUUUGAGAAGAAUAGCGUGGAGAAGGAUGUUGCAGAGAGUAUAAAGAAGGAGUUCGAUAAGAGGCACGGACCCACCUGGCAUUGCAUCGUCGGUCGUAAUUUUGGUUCAUAUGUGACCCACGAGACGAACCACUUCGUUUAUUUCUACUUGGAUCAGAAAGCAGUUUUACUCUUCAAAUCUGGUUGAGUGAGAAUGUUUGUUAUGAUGAUGAGAUUAAUGAUUAGCACUUUGUAUGUAUUAAAAUUGGGAAUAUGAUGGCUCUCAACAAGCCACUUGCUGAAAAUUCUUGUGCUUUAAUUUGUAUAUCUAAUAUCUCUUCCUACU